AUGAUCAGUACACUCACUUGGAAUGUAAGAGGUAUCAGGACCUCUGGUGCCCUUGAGAGACUAAAGAUCCUUAAAAAGCUCCACAAUAUUUCCCUCAUUGCUGUCCUGGAACCUUUCCUGGAUGACACCCAUCUCAACCACUUCAAAAUCCAACUGUCCAUGCAUCAUGCAACCUCUAAUGUCAACAACAAAAUAUGGAUCUUUUGGGAUCAGGAAUUCCAAGGAUCUGUCCUUGAUUCUGAUGAACAACAGGUCACCCUAGAAUUAAGACAUGUGGAAGCUGCUGAGACUUUUCACAUUUCAGUCAUCUAUGCCAAAUGUAAACCUAUUCUGAGAAGACCCCUGUGGGAAAACCUAAGACUCAAAUCCACCACAACUCAUGUUCCUUGGUGUGUCAUUGGGGAUUUCAAUGUUAUUGCAUCCAUUGAAGAGAAAAUUGGAGGGCUUCCCUAUCAAAUCCAUAAAAGUAUUGACUUCCUCAGCAUGAUAGAAGAUUGUGGCCUCAUUGAUAUGGGAUUCUAUGGCCCAAAAUACACCUGGUCUAAUGGAAGAGGCCCCUGUGCUAUUGUUUGGAAAAGGCUUGACAGGGGAAUGAUUAAUGACAGCUGGCUAACAUCUUUCCCUGCCACCACAAUUACUCACCUUGCUUCUUCAGGAUCUGAUCACUCCCCCCUUCUCAUGGAGAUGCAUGUCAGGCCUAAGUCCUCUAAAAAGUACUUCAGAUUCUUGAACUGUUGGACUGACAAUCCAACCUUCAUGCCUCUUGUUCAAGCAGUUUGGAAUACUCAGAUCUAUGGCAACCCCAUGUGGGUUUUUCACCAGAAAGCUAAAAUCCUCUCCUCUGAACUAAGCAAAUGGUCAAGACAAGAGUAUGGAGACAUUUUCCAAGAAGCUAAGGACUAUGAAGCAAAAGUCAAGGCAGCUGAAGAACUCUGGGCUCAAACUAACAGUCCUACUGAUAGAGAAGCCCUUCACAAUCUCAAUGCCCAGUAUAUAAAUCAUCUGAAGACUGAAGAGUCUGUUCUUAAGCAGAAGACUCAGCUUCAUUGGUUCAAAGAUGGUGAUGUCAAUUCCAAAUACUUCCACAGUUUGAUUAGGGGUAGAAGAAGAAAGCUCUUUAUCCACAAAAUUAGAAAUGAUGACAAUGAGUGGAUUCAGGGGGAUGAGUGUAUUGGAGAAGCUGCUUGUGAACACUUUCAGAAUUUGUUCACUGACCCUGGGGGAAUAGUUAGGGAAGACCUGCUCUCUUGUAUCCCUAACCUUGUCACCAGUGAGGAAAUAAUGAACCAUCAGUAA
This is a messenger RNA of Nicotiana attenuata, 1296 nucleotides long. RefSeq lists its product as uncharacterized. Lineage: Eukaryota; Viridiplantae; Streptophyta; Magnoliopsida; Solanales; Solanaceae. The record is from RefSeq and is a predicted model, not a curated record. The transcript has a single exon. The coding region runs from base 1 to 1296 and encodes 431 amino acids.